ACUGACGUCAACUGGCUACGGCCUCCAUUUUGCAGUAGUUUUGCAAGCUAGCUGCUCCCUUUCGCGGUGCAGCAUUAGUAAAUAACGUGCUUAAAGGGAUUAUUUCAAGCUGCAGAUAUAUUGUUACGGACAAAACAAUGGCUGACCCAUCAACAGAGAUGGAGGUUCCGGAGGGCGGAGAGAUUCGCAAACUGUCGGAACUGAGAGUUAUCGAUCUGAAGGCCGAGCUGAAGAGACGAAACCUGGACACCACUGGCGUCAAGAGCGUGCUGUCGGAGCGUUUGAAAAAGGCAAUCGAAGAAGAUGGUGGAAAUCCUGAUGAGAUUGUUGUUGCACCGGAGGCAACCCCGAAGAAAGCUACACCUAAACGGGCCGCCAAAGAUACAAGGCAAGACAAUGAUGAACCAGAGGACAGCACUAUCGAGGACGAUUCCCGCGAUGGCCAUGAGGAACUUCAGGAUGAACAUGAGAACAUGCAGGAAAUGGACAUCCUUGACAUGAACAUCCUGGAUGAGACGGAGAACGACAAUGGAAUACCAGCUGAGGACGAUGACGACGACGAAGCUGAGAAUUUUCACAGCGAGGAAGAAGCAGCGAUGAACGAAGAACACGACAACAGGGCUUCCGAGUCGGAAGAUGAAGCAGGAGGUCCAGAGAUGAAGGGGUCCGAGAUGGUAGAUAAAGAUGAAUAUAUGAUGAACUCAUCAAUCAAUAUGGCUCAGGAUCCAGAAGCAGAUGACAUGAGAGAAGAAACAGAAAAUGACAAAGUAGCCGGGUCUUGUUUAUCUGAGCCGCUUAACGAAGAUCACCACCAGAGCCACGAGACGAGCCCUGAAGAAGAGCAAGCCGCAACCGCCGGAGGGGAAGACAAUGUGUCCGACACUGGUGCCAAAAGCGACAAGGCCGCCUCUGGAGAUGUGGAGAGCGACAAGGAUGUCUCAGAGACUGACACCAAAGAGGUUGGGGACGCACAGAACGUCCCAGAAGAGACACUUGACACUGAAAAGAAAAGCUCGCAGGCUGUUAGUGUAAGCGAACAGGGCACCGGGGGCGAAACUGUUGAUUCAGAAAUGGGGUCUAUGAAGGGUGAGGAGGAUGAGAAGACAGAAGAGAAAGCUGCUGCGGAUUCAGCCUCCACAGUGAAAGAGUCCUCUUCUGUAGAGGGCGAUGAUCAGAAAAAGAGUUCUGAGGAAAAAGAUGGCAAGACCGAGUCAAAAGAUGAAAAGGCCGCUGGAAGUGGUGCUGCAGCAAGCAGUAGCAGGAAUCUGUGGGUCAGUGGUCUCUCCUCCACUACAAGAGCGACUGAUCUGAAGACCCUCUUCAGCAAAUAUGGCAAGGUUGUUGGAGCUAAGGUGGUGACCAAUGCUAAGAGUCCCGGUGCUCGCUGCUAUGGCUUUGUCACCAUGUCCUCCACAGAGGAGGCCACCAAGUGUAUCAGCCACCUUCACAGGACUGAGCUGCAUGGCAGGAUGAUCUCUGUGGAGCGGGCUAAAAACGAACCUGCGGGAAAGAAGCCAGCAGACAAGAAUGACACCAAGAAGUCUGGCAGCGACAGGAGACACUCCACUGACUCAAAAUCUGAUGGAAAGGAUGAGAAGUCUGAGGGAGAAGGAAAAGAUGGCAAAGGGCGUAACGAGAGGACUGUAGUUAUGGACAAGUCCAAGGGAGAGCCCGUCAUCAGCGUCAAAACCAAAAGCAAGGAACGAAGCACAAAGAGUCGGGACCGCAAGUCACCCAGUAAGGAGAAGAAAGACAUCCUGUCAUUUGACCAGAUCAAAGAGCAGAGGGAGAGAGAGAGGCAGAGACAACGGGAAAGGGAGAUCAGAGAGGUGGAGAGACGCAGAUACACUGACCGCGACCGUGAUCGUGACAACCGUCCAGACCGUGAGCGCGAGAGAAUCCGUCUGUUCAGGGAGAGAGAGGAGCGGAAACACUUGCUCAGGAAGAGAGACUGGCUGGAGGCUGAGAAGCAGCGCCUCGAUGCAGACCGCUUGGAGCGUCAGUUCCUGGAGCGGGAAAGGGUGCGUAUAGAAUAUGAGAGGCGGCGCGAGCAGGAGAGGAUCCUGAGAGAGCGUGAGGAACUGCGACGACAGCAAGAGCAGCUACGCUAUGAACAGGAGCGACGUCCCAUAAAAAGGCCUUAUGACUUAGACGGCAGGAAAGAUGACUGGCCUGAUAAGCGCAUGGCCAUGGAUGACCGAUAUGGCCGUUCAGACUUCGGUCGACAGGAACGUUACCAGGACUUUGACCACAGGGACCGGGGACGUUACCAAGACGACAUGUUGAUGGACAGGCGAGACAACGCUCGAGGCAUUGGCGCAGACAGAGAUGGCCAGCAUUUUUCUGACAGGUCAGACAGACACGGCAGAGAUGGCCGAGACUCGUGGGCUGGAGGCUACGACAAGCGCAUCAACCCCAGGGAAGGAGGUCGAGACUGGGACUCUGGCCGGAAGAUGGAUGGAGACAGAGCAUGGCAAAGUAGAGACGGUGCUAUACCAGGCCAGAGCCACAUAGCACGUGGAGGAAUGGCAGGCCGUGGAGGUUACAUGAACACAGGAACAUCUCAGUCUCUCUCCGGAGCUCUUAACAGACAGAACCAGCUGAUGCAGGGCGGCGGGCUGCAAGGUGGAGCCUUUGGUCGACGCUACUGAUGUUUCUGUCUAUAGACAACACUGGGACUGUUUGAGGAGGUCACAUCAGGAAGGGUGUGACCAUCUUGUUUUGUACAAAAAAAACAAAUCUUAUCAGGAAUUCUUUUUUCGCACAAUUCCUAUCCAUUUUUGCAAUUCUUAUGGAGACCCUUGUUUUCCUGGUCACUUCUCCUUUUUUGUGAUAUAGUGAUCACCUGUCUUGUGUUUCUCACUCAGUCCUACCUGCCUUGCCUGUAUAACACGACUGUCUGCUUACAAGAAUGUGUUGUAUAUGCGGGCUGACCUGUGAUGGAGUCACAUCAGAGCUUUGUGCUGUAAUUUCAAAUGUUUUAUAGACACCUGGAUGGACCUAACCUCACCAGUCUCCUUGCUGUAUCCCAGUCUGUGUCUGAACAUUUUGGAAGUUCUCCACUCUGUAAUGUAUGUAAGCCCCUCGUUGGCCAGUCAGAUGUUCGACGGAGCAGAGAUCUUUCAUCUGCUUCUUGUAAUUAAUUUGUUAUGAGUUUCAGGCUACUUUUUUGACGUUAUUCUCUUGGAAACACGGAUGGUUGGUGAAAUUUCCCUGCCGAAGGAAAGGUUUUUAAAUUAAAUGUUACAUUCUGAUAACCCAUGCUUGUAAGACCUUUUUUUAGUAUUUCAAACCAAACUCUUUUGUACAUAGUAGUGCUUUGAUUUGUGUGAAUGUUAGAUUAUGGUAAAUGCGCCAGGAAUCUGUUGACUAAGAUCUUGUAACUCAAAUGUGUUUUUAGGUUUGUUCAUAAAAUGGUUUUAUUUUGUCCUCA
Messenger RNA from Thunnus maccoyii (southern bluefin tuna), 3433 nucleotides. It is a transcript of the gene safb, whose product is annotated as scaffold attachment factor B. Lineage: Eukaryota; Metazoa; Chordata; Actinopteri; Scombriformes; Scombridae. Gene Ontology annotation, biological process: regulation of mRNA processing; regulation of transcription by RNA polymerase II. The record is from RefSeq and is a predicted model, not a curated record. The transcript has 21 exons. Gene Ontology annotation, cellular component: nucleus. The coding region runs from base 138 to 2651 and encodes 837 amino acids. Gene Ontology annotation, molecular function: sequence-specific DNA binding; RNA binding.